This is a messenger RNA of Coregonus sp. 'balchen', 404 nucleotides long. NCBI's taxonomy places the organism in Eukaryota, Metazoa, Chordata, Actinopteri, Salmoniformes, Salmonidae. The record is from the annotation of a GenBank genome assembly.
AUGCCCCUGUCCCCGGAUGUGGGAGCUGUGGAUCAUCAUGAUCAUGUAACAGAAGAACAAGCAGAGGAAGGUGUUUGUUAGAUUUUUCAUUUAAUACGUUUAUUAUUAUUCUAUAAUAAUACAACACAUAUCAUUCCCAUAACAGAUUAAUUGUAUUUUCUCAACAGAUCAUCACCGAGGAGGAGAUGCUUAUCCAUCAUGACACCCCAAUGUACGAGCCAGUGCCACCCCGGGCAAGGCGGCUUGCUAGUGUGGAGGAGAUGGUGGCUGUCCAGAGGACGCUCCUGGGGGAGGUCACGGCCCUGCGCAGCGUGCAGGAGGAGCUGCUGAAGGUGGAAGGCGAGAGAUUAGCCCUGGAGAAGGAGAAGUUUGCCAUGGAGAAGCGAAGAAGACUUGAAGAUUAA